Messenger RNA from Gloeophyllum trabeum ATCC 11539, 2052 nucleotides. RefSeq lists its product as uncharacterized. The record is from RefSeq and is a predicted model, not a curated record. The coding region runs from base 1 to 2052 and encodes 683 amino acids. The transcript has 9 exons. NCBI's taxonomy places the organism in Eukaryota, Fungi, Basidiomycota, Agaricomycetes, Gloeophyllales, Gloeophyllaceae.
AUGGCCCUCGCGGACGAAGUCGACGACUGCGCCAAAACCAUCCGGCACCAGCUCGACGGGACGGGCACACGCAAAUUCUGCCGCGCAAUCACCCUGAACCUGCUCCCCGAGCACCGCGAUGGGAAAGCGCUGUACGUCGUCGACGUGCGGCGCCGGCGUGUGAAGGUGUGUGUGCGCGCGGGUGCGUACGCGGAGGUGCCGGAGGAGUGCACGGAUGUGCUUGACGAUCUGGAGGAGUUUGUGAUGGAAUGGGCGCGGAAGAUGGAAGAUACCGAGGGAGCCUGCAAGCAGGCGGAAGAGUGGGAGGAGGCUUCGCGGACCGGGAAGGGUUUGGUGGGAUUGUCGAUCGCACAGCUGGUGGAACAGGGGAGGCAGGAACAGCGCCGCGAAGAGAGGAGGAGGGAGCGCCGGGAGGAGCGACGGAGGGCGACUGAACAGGCUGACGGGGAGCCUGGAGGGCACUGGGGUUAUGGCGGGCACGAAACAUCACGAUUUCGAAUAGUCGUGGAAGGCGAAAGAUGUAAGGCAGGGGGGCAUAAGGAACGAAGCAGAACAAAUAGAUUAUUUUUGGCUGACAAGGAAGGUGAAGGUUGGCUAGAGCCUCACAUUCAAUUGUGGCUACUCAGGAAGGCGGAUGCAAUCAUGGCGGGACCGCGAUUCAUUCACGCCUCAAUGCUCGACUGGCGGACACUAUCCUUCCGGGAUCUCGAGCUCCACAACGAAUACCUCGCCGAUGCAGUCGACGACUGCGCCAAAGCCAUCCGGGAAGAGCUCGACGGGACCAGCGCGAACAAGUUCUGCCGCUGGCGAGUCGCGUACCUGCAGGACGGCGGCGACUACACCCGCAUCAAGGCGAUCACGCUGAACCUGCUCGCCGAGCACGGCGACGGCCCGCAGGCUGGGAAGGCGCUGUACGUCGUGGACGUGCAGCGCAGGCGGAUCAAGCUGUGUCGAUUCCCAGGCAAGUACGAGGAGAUACCGGAGGAGUGCAGGGAUACGAUUGACGAGCUGGAGGAGUUUGUGAUGCGUUAUGCGCGGGAGAUGGAGGAGGGCGCGCGGGCCAAAGUGAAGUGGGAGGAAGAAUGGAAGCGGCUGUCACUGAUGACGAAGGACGGGUCCCGCUGCUUGAAAGAGGUGGAAGAGGAUAAGCGGCCGGAAGAGCGAGACGAGGCGCGGUGGCGGGAAGAGCGGCUGAGGGAGGCUGCAUGGGAUGUUGAGACUUACGCUGCAGAGGACGACGAAGAGGACCAGGGCAACGAGGGUGAGGUGGACGACACGGACGAUACCGAUGAGGUGGACGACGGGGGCCGGAUACACGGCGCGGAUGAGAUGCGCGAAGGACUGAGAUUGAUGGCGGGCGCCAAACGGAAGCGAGAGGACCAGGGUAACGAGACGGACGACCCGAACGCCGAUGUGGUGGACGAGACGCACGACCCGGCCAUUAGCCAAUGUCGUACCAAACUGUUAACAUCUGAGUUUGCGCCGGAACGGCAUACCCAGCAGCCCACUCUGGCUCUGAAAGAUCGUGCCGGGGGAUCCGAACUCUGGCGAGCACGUGGCAAGACGUCGGAGAACUGGAUACAACACAGAUCACCACGGCUGGCCAGCAGAGGGGCGUGGCAUGAGCAGGAAAAUGGAAUACACGCCAACGAGAGCGAUACGUACCCCGAAGGAAAUCCCCCGCUCGCGCGGGACGGGUCAGAAUGUGCACAAGGGGGCCGGGUGGAUGCGUGCACACUACCCCAUCCCCUCCGUCCUCUCCCCUGCGUACUCAUCCACAUCGAUCCGUCCAUCGUCUCCGGUCUGUACGACCGCAGGAGAAGGCGGGCGGCGCGAGGGCCAGUAAGUGGCCCCGGCCGCCUUGUGCACGUUGUGGCCCGCUGGCGCGGAACGGGACAGAAUGUGCACAAGGGAGCCGGGCGGAUGCGUGCUCCUCGUGCAAGGCUCGCUGCACAUCCCAGACGCGGAAUGGGCAACCAGACCUGCAUGAGGGGCAUGGGGGGAGAGGAGCAGGAACUUGAAGACAAAGGAUGGUUUGCUGGCGUCGGUUAA